Phyllopteryx taeniolatus (common seadragon) is the source of this 5483-nucleotide messenger RNA. RefSeq names its product A disintegrin and metalloproteinase with thrombospondin motifs 15-like. The transcript has 8 exons. The coding region runs from base 267 to 3101 and encodes 944 amino acids. Gene Ontology annotation, cellular component: extracellular matrix. Gene Ontology annotation, molecular function: metalloendopeptidase activity. The record is from RefSeq and is a predicted model, not a curated record. Lineage: Eukaryota; Metazoa; Chordata; Actinopteri; Syngnathiformes; Syngnathidae. Gene Ontology annotation, biological process: proteolysis; extracellular matrix organization.
UGAACUCUCUCCCGUGCGCGCACCUCCAGCUGACAGAGGUCAUCGGUGUGCAUGCUUAGAGAGCUUUAGUGCAUAUAGGCACAGUGGAUGGAUACGACCAAAUAAUGGCUAAAGAGCAAGGCGAAAGGAAAUUGUAGUUCUUUUUUUCCUUUCUCCCCCCCCCCCCCCCCCCCUUUUUUUUAAGACGGUGCACUGUGCAAUUACGCAGAAAGUGACUUGCAUGUAAACGUAACUUAGCGGACUCAAAAGAGGUGACUCGAGCAGCUAUGGCUAUUCUGAUUACCACCACUUUGAUCGUUUUUGUAAAAGCGGCUCUUUAUGUGACAUUUACACGCGGCAUGGAAGCUGACUUCUGCAAACCAGUACGCGUGGAUCCCCGUGUGCAUGGAAAACAUUUACAAAUGAAUGAAAGACAAGUUAUUUUUAGGAUAAAUGCGUUCAAACGGGAAUUUUACCUCCACCUCCAGCCGGAUUCUAAUUUUCUCGGAGCGGGUAGUGUGAACCCAUUCGAGCCCAACGCAUCAACACCUGCAGACCUCAGGAAAUGCUUCUACUCUGGUAAUGUCAAUUUACAGCCGGACUCAUUUGCAGCGCUAAGCCUGUGUAAAGGUAUUAACGGGGUUUUUUACGAGAAGGGCAUGGAGUAUUUCAUCAGCCUCGCAAGAGGUGAGGAUGGAGCAGCCGAAGCUGGGGACUCUUCAUCUAAGACGCACGUCAUCCACCGCCGGAGAAGCUCUGCGCCUUUGGUCGGCAACUUCACCAGCAGGUGUGGAGUGACACCUGACUCCAACUUCAACACGUCCCUGGAAAAAUACAAGCAUAUGAGUGAAGUGGGGAUUGGAAGCUCGUCUGAAACUGUUUUGGAAAGCCUGGGGAGGUCCAAAAGAUUUACCUCCAUCCCCAGGUUUGUGGAGGUGCUGGUGGUGGCAGAUCCAUCCAUGGAUUCAUUUCACGGGGAUGAGCUGAAACAUUACCUCCUGACACUCAUGUCAGUGGCAGCCAAGCUUUACAAGCACCCCAGCAUCUUAAACUCCAUCAACGUAGUGGUUGUGGGCUUUGUGGUGCUAAAGGAAGACGACAGGGGGCCAAAGAUUUCAAGUAAUGCUGCCCUAACUCUGCGCAAUUUCUGCUCCUGGCAGAAGAAGUUAAACAAACACAGCGACAAGCAUCCAGACUACUGGGACACUGCUAUCCUCUUCACCAAACAGGAUCUUUGUGGGGCCACAACUUGUGAUACACUGGGGAUGGCUGAUGUUGGGACCAUGUGUGACCCCAAGAGGAGUUGCUCUGUCAUUGAAGAUGAUGGCCUGCCGUCAGCAUUUACAACAGCCCAUGAACUCGGUCAUGUCUUCAACAUGCCCCAUGACAACGUGAAAGCAUGUGAGGAGGUCUUUGGGAAACUAAACGACAACCACAUGAUGUCCCCAACUUUAAUUCAGAUCGAUCGGAGUCGUCCCUGGUCUGUGUGCAGUGCAGCCAUCAUUACUGAAUUUCUGGAUCGAGGUCAUGGAGACUGUCUGCUGGAUCAGCCCCAGAGGCAGCUGUCUCUCCCAGAUAACCUGCCCGGCUCCAGUUACAGUCUACAUAGUCAGUGUGAACUGGCUUUUGGGGACGGCUCCAAGCCUUGCCCCUACAUGCAGCCCUGCUCCAAGCUGUGGUGCACAGGGAAGGCCCGUGGACAGCUGGUCUGUCAAACCAGACACUUUCCCUGGGCAGAUGGCACCAGCUGUGGCACUGGCAGAGUGUGUUACCAAGGGGCCUGCACUGAAAGGAACACUACGCAGCAUAUCAAGGUGGAUGGUAGAUGGGGUAAGUGGGGCGCAUUUGAAGAUUGUUCCAGAACUUGCGGUGGAGGUGUUCAGUUGGCCAGGAGAGAGUGUAACAACCCAAUCCCUGAGAAUGGAGGCAAAUACUGCUACGGCCUUCGAAUUAAGUAUCGCUCCUGCAACCUCAACCCUUGUCUUGAUGCAGUGAAGAGUUUCCGUGAAGAGCAAUGUGAAGCGUUCAAUGGCAUAAACCUGAAUACCAACAGACUGGGCUCAUCCGUGGUCUGGGUUCCAAAAUAUUCUGGCAUUUCCCCAAAGGACAAAUGCAAGCUCAUCUGCCGUGCCAAUGGGACCGGUUACUUCUACGUCCUUGCCCCAAAGGUUGUUGAUGGGACACCCUGUUCACCGGACUCCACUGCUGUAUGCGUUCAGGGGAGAUGCAUUAAAGCAGGCUGCGAUGGGAAGCUUGACUCCAAGAAAAAAUUUGACAAAUGCGGUGUAUGUGGCGGUGACAACCAGCGCUGCAAGAAGGUCUCCGGAAUGUUCACAAAACCCAUUCAUGGCUAUAACUUUGUGGUGAUGCUGCCUGUUGGUGCAUCAAACAUCGACAUUCGCCAGCGGGGAUACCGAGGGAUCGUCAGUGAUGAAAACUACCUAGCAGUGAAGAACAGGCAUGGGAAGUACCUGCUGAACGGUAACUAUGUGGUGUCGGCUGUGGAGCGUGACCUGAUGGUGAAGGGCAGCCUGUUGCGCUACAGUGGCACUUCAACAUCUGUGGAGAUUCUUCAGUCCACUAGGCCGCUUCAAGAGGCGCUGACAGUGGAGGUGCUCUCAGUAGGGAAGAUGACCCCUCCCAGGGUGCGCUACUCCUACUAUCUUGCCAAAGAGAGUAAGGAGGAAAAGACUUUACAGAAAGAAGAGAAGAACCAUGCGGCCCAUAAUAGCAUCCUAUUGAAUGGCAACAAAGUAGAAGCCAAAAAAAGGGUGAUGGGGAAGCAGCCAGUAAAUCACUGGGUGACCAGAAGCUGGGAUGCAUGCACAGUGACAUGCGGUAGCGGCUUGCAGAAGAGGCUGGUGCAGUGUCAGAACAUGGAUGGGAAUCCUGCCAUUGGUUGCGACAGUGCUGUCAGGCCUGUUGCCCUGAGAGCGUGUGGAGAUCCAUGUCCCAUGUGGGAUGUCGGGGCCUGGUCUCACUGCUCCAAGUCCUGUGGCAGGGGCUUUAAACGGCGGCCAGUGAGUUGCAUGACUGAGAAUGGUCUUAAUCUGCCAAGAGACCACUGUUCCGGAAGAAGGAAGCCUCAGGAGCUAGAUCUCUGCUAUCUGAGACAAUGUUAAGGCUGAGUCAAAUCGCAUUUGAGACAUGCCACAUCAUUCUCGAAGUAACUCAGUGGUUUUUGUUGGUUGAAAAUAGACUCAAAUGCACCGUUACUGCAUCUGACCGCGUGUUAGACCAACAAAAUAAAGUCACUGAUGGCAAAGAGGGUCUUCCUCAGAUAUUCUGUUUACAGAGAAACCUGUUUUGCUCUCCUCAACUGUCUAACCAGCUGAGGCAGGUUGGACUUUUUGUAAGUCUACCUCUUCCGGGACAUGUGAAAUACUGUAUGCCUCUCCAUCCAAAGGUGGUACCGAGCAUACAUGAGAGGAUGUGUUAAGAGCAGAAAACAAUGAAAGUUCAGCCAAACCAAUAAGAUUUAGAGCAUUGAGAGAGUCUGCUUGAACCCUUUGCUGUUAUUAGAAAAAAUGUGUAGCCUGUGAAAUAAGUUUUUUUUUUUUUCUCAUUUUAGCGGCGAAACCGGUGGAAAUGUGAAACACAGUACUGUAUUGGAAAUAUUUCACUGAAAUGUAUUUUCCUGUGUUCUUCGUUUCAGUACUAUUGGCUACUAAACGAUUAUCUUAGGCUAGACUGCGAGAGUUACACUGUAGGUCUAACUGUCUCAUUCUGAUUUAGUGCCUAUAUCAGAUUCUUUUGACGAUUUACAUAUAUUUUCGAGUUACCCAUCUAUGAUAUCACCAUUUACAUUUACAGAACACCUCUAACAACACAAAAUGCACAUAAACAAUUACACAAGCAUAUUAUUUAGUUGACCACGAAUGACUCUUUCCAUCAUUGAGUUAAAUAAAUGCAGGUGACCUCUACAUUGUUUUCCUUAUUUAAGGUCCAUGCACCGCUAAUGUACCAUGUUUAGACCAUAUUUAAUGCUCUCUUUUUCCGCUAUAGAUUUGAUUUACAUUGGGCAUCUUAGUUUGUUGUUGCUGUUUUUUUUGUGUAGAGGCCCACAUAUACUUCAUCGAUUGGUGUAUUUCAAUGUCAGCCUUACAUUGACAGGAUAUAUACGAUCUGUCUGUUUACAUUGCAGUCCCAUUGGCAGAUGUCUGUCAUAUCAGAUUUUUAUCCCCAUCUGAGGAUGUCCAAUUCCAUCUCUUUCUUUUUCUCUCCACGUGCGAUGAUGUAUAUCUGAGGUGGAUCAUAGGGCAGGGAAAAAUUGUGUCAUCUUCACAUCUAGUGAAAAAGACAGAAGCGCAGUCACCAUCUGAUGAGAACGACGUAAUUCCAAUUUUCUUGCAGUCGAUCACGUUAUUUGAAUCAUUAAAUUCAAAGAAAAAGGGAGUUGAAAUUUUUUUAUUUACAGGCAAAGAGCAAAUGUCAAUGCCAAAGGUCCGGCAGUAAAUGCGGACUGCUUGUAUAUGACCAUCUGUGUUCAUUCAGAAAUGAGCAAGCUGACACUAAGUUGCUUGUUCUGUGCCACCAAAAAGCUAUGACCUUGGUGACCUUGAGCUGGGCCUUAGUAUUUUGAAGGUGGAAGAAGAACCACCACAUACCAAGCAGAAUCAACUUGAAGGUAUGGUUGCCAGUUCCAAUGCUUUCUAGUGUUCUAAUUAAGAGAUACUUUAUAAGUGAUUAAUAAUUUCUUAAUACAUGGUAGUCUUUAAAACCGGCGUGGCUCCUUCAUAUACUGUCCCUAAUCUCUAAGGUAUCUAAGAAAACAUAUUUUUUAAAUUAUGAAUUAAUAUUUAUUCAGAUGUUUGUAGGUAUCAAACUGAAACAGUAUUCACAGCAUAAUUUACUCUUAUUUUGUUUUGAAUUUCAAGUCAUACAUUUUCAAUUGAUUAGUCAUAAACAAAAUAAUAGGUAAAAGUGUUGACAUUGGCUCCAUUGUUGUGGGUAAAUUGCUUGUGGCUGCUGUCUUUUCUGCAUGCUCUUUAGAUCGCUAAAUCAUGUUGCUGUUUCUUCGUUUUAAAAGCCUGCUGUAUGUCCAAUGCAGACAAUGCAAAGCCAUGUUGAUGCAUGAAUUUGAAGGGAACAUGAACCUAAAACCACACUCAAUCCAUAUAAGAUAUACUAUUUUGCAUUCCAUGUUACCAUUUUGCUUUUUUUUUUUUUUUGAAGGACUGUUUACAUUUCAUUGGGGAAACAUUGGCGUUCAUGUCAUAUGAGCUGUAAAAAUUGUCACUGUAACUCCAUGAUUUGUAUCCAUGGCGCAGAAAUGUUCUUUUAUAGAAGGUUAAAGGAGACCAUUUUCACCUUGUCUGUUGUCUUUUUUGGUUUAGGGAGACAAAUCAUAGCAUCUAAAAGAUGGCAAUGUACAGUUAAUGUCGUGUAUUAAAGAUAUUAUUUCCGUUCUUUUGUAUUGUAUACUAUGUAUACAUUUAUCUUGAUGUAUAAAAUAAACUAAAUAUAUACUGUACAUAUAUGAAUAAAAGACGUGAUGCACAUUC